Molecule: messenger RNA, 1693 nt
Organism: Folsomia candida
Lineage: Eukaryota; Metazoa; Arthropoda; Collembola; Entomobryomorpha; Isotomidae
Product: protein SSUH2 homolog
Exons: 4
Coding region: 362-1579 (405 amino acids)
Source: RefSeq, a predicted model, not a curated record
UGCUGCUGAGUGCUGAGUAUAUAUGUAUGCACUUUCAACUCUUGUCCUGGAUUGGACAUAGUUUUAGAAGAGCUGUCGAGUUCGGCACUUCGGAAAAUGCAAUUGUCAACUAAAUUUAUGACGAGUUAGCGUGCAAUGUUUUUGUGAGGGAGCUUUAUCGCUCGUUUACAUAUUUUUUGUUAUUGGUGUUACAUAGUUAGAGAUAAAGGUUACAUAUCUGAAAAGAUAGUGAGUGCACUUAUCAGUCGAGUGUUAUCGGAUUAUUAGUGUAUUCUCCUCAUCGUGCAUCACAGACAGUUCUCUAUUUUCGAUUUUUUGUCCUAUAUACGCCUUCGUGACUCAAUAACACCAAGUCUGAAAAAUGGAUAAAGGUCACGGCGACCAGGGUGGUUCGAACCCAUCGGCUCCACCACCCCCACAUGCCCCUCCACCCUACGAGGAUUUUGGUCAGGGCCAAUUUGGUGCAGAAAUGAAGCCUCCAAAUCAUGAAGUAUUUGAUCCAGUUCCGCCCACAAUGGGUUUCGUCGACCCUCCACCCGCAGGGGCCAUGCCGAUGCCACCAGAACCAGAAGCCACCCCCAUCGUCAUACUUGACCCACCACCACCACCCUAUUCCGAAUGCGUCCUCAACGUCGACUGUCCCACUUCCGAAGAAGAAGUAAAAGCAGCCAUGCUAAAUUUUUAUAAGGGCGAUUGUUGCUUCGACCCUAAAACCGUGGAUGGAUUCUUCAUCCACGAAAUCACACAAAUGCACGCCUUCCGCUACGUCCUGGACACAUUUAUUGAAACCCGAACCCUUGAAGAGAUGACCGAACCGUAUAGAAAUCAACAGAUUGAUGGUCCCCAAAAUGGUCCAAGUCCCGACAAGUGGGCAGUUUUUGUCAAUCCUCCGCAAGAAUUUGUCACCAAAGCGAAAUCUGUAAUGGAUUUGCCCAGGUCGGCGAAUGUGAUUCCGUGCAACAAGUGCCAUUCUACGGGGUUUACGGCCUGCAAUUCGUGUAAUGGGAUGGGAUUUAGCAGAUGUACUUGGUGCAGUGGGUCUGGUCGACGAGACAAAACUGGAGCACCUGGCGAGUACGAAAACUGUUCCAGCUGCAACGGAAUGGGACGAAAUAACUGCACGUGGUGUCAACUGGGUCGAAUUCAGUGCAGAACGUGUAGUGGUCACCGAUUCUUAAAAGUUUGGCAAUCCCUCACCAUCCGAUGGAAGACGGAAGGCAAAGUCCACGAGACGCAGAGAGGUGAACUCAAACCAAAACACUUAAAGAAAGCGAAAUGUGGAGAGAUGUUAUCAUCGACAAAGUCCACCCCCCAAAACCCGCAGCCAUUGAAUUGCAGUUUAGACAGAAAUAUUCUGACCGCGUCGACACAACUGAUUGGGGAACAGUUGCAGAAACAAAACAUGAAUUCGAGAGUGCUCCAGUUUAGACAGAGCAUUGGAGUCAUUCCGGUCGUUAAAGUUAUUUAUCAGUUCAAAAAUAAAGAAGGGCACUUCUACGUGUUUGGGAAUACCAGAUUGGUCUAUUUUCCUGGAGGUUAUCCUGGCGGGUGUGCAUGCUGUUGUUGUUCCAUUAUGUGAUUUAUAGAAAAUUUCAGAAUUUUGAAAUUUUCUUAACUUGUAAAUAUUGAUAUUAAUAAGUAACCAGUCUUUUUAUCAUUCUUUGAAAUAAAUCAGAUUACUUAUCAACUGCAA